AUGACUUCCAAGUUUUGCCUGAGGCCUUCCACACCACUUCCGGCUCCGCAGCCCAUACCCGAUGGUUACUACGUGGCCCCGCCGCCGGCCAGACCACUUCUUCUCUUCAUCACGAAUGUCAAAAAUGCAAGAACUGUUUGGGUGGAGAUCUCCAUCAAUGACAACGUACACAUGCUGAAAAGAUAUACCGCCAGAAAGAUGUUGAUCCCAGUUGAAGACAUGAUCCUCGUGUACCAAGGAGAAGAGCUCAAAAACGACACUCAGAUCAAGCAAAGUAAGCUUGAUUUUGUCAUCCAGAAGGCUGCAGAAGGUGAGCCAUCUGCGGAAGACUGCACCAUACACCUGAUUGACAUAAAGGACACGCCGGCCGAAAUACGCGAGCCUAAGCAGACCAUGGAUGGAACCCAAGCAUCCUUUUGA
Molecule: messenger RNA, 420 nt
Organism: Symbiodinium necroappetens
Lineage: Eukaryota; Dinophyceae; Suessiales; Symbiodiniaceae
Source: the annotation of a GenBank genome assembly